Messenger RNA from Sporothrix brasiliensis 5110, 1698 nucleotides. RefSeq names its product peptidase. Lineage: Eukaryota; Fungi; Ascomycota; Sordariomycetes; Ophiostomatales; Ophiostomataceae. Gene Ontology annotation, molecular function: metalloaminopeptidase activity; manganese ion binding. The record is from RefSeq and is a predicted model, not a curated record. Bases 1 to 1698 code for a protein of 565 amino acids. The transcript is spliced from 5 exons.
AUGAGUGGAGACGCAAUGUCCCCAACAAUGUCGGACAUCGACCACGACCUGGUCUUUGUGGAGGAGUUUGAUGCUUUAUCGAUUGAACUAAAGGUGGUUCCGGGGUCAGAGGAUGCCUUUGAGAGCGGCAUCGCACCGACAUCUGGCAAGGCAAAAUAUCCCGCAAAAACACAUGCACGCAAGGUGGCCAAGGCGCUCGGUGUCAAGGAUGGCCUCGUCUACCUCCCCGGCCUGCCGACACAGAUCUACGAAGACUCCGAUAUGGGGCCGGCCUUCCGGCAAAGACGAUACUUCUACUACAUCGCCGGUGCGGACUUUGAGAACUGCGCCGCCACAUAUGAUCUCGCCACCGACAAUCUUAUUCUCUGGGUGCCCUACAUCGACCCACGCCAGGUGAUGUGGUACGGCACGAGCCCGGGACCCAAGGAAUGCUUGGCCAAGACCGAUCUCGACGAGGUCCGCUACACCACAGACCUGGACGCGUUCCUGCGACAGCGUCUCGACCUCGGUGCGGCCGACGUUGUCCGUAUCGGCGCCUCCUUCGGCAGCAGCUUCUGCCGCGACCAGAACCGCCGCGGCACAUCAUCAUCGACGACCACGCUGUACGUGUUGCACGCGGACCAGAUCCCUGACGUGCUCAAGGAUGAACCGGCUCCUAGCUCGCUGGUGGUGGACUCAUCCAGUCUGCUGCCGGCCAUGGACUCUGCCCGCGUCGUCAAGACCGCCUACGAGAUUGAUUUGAUCCGCAAGGCCAACGACGUCAGCUCGUCCGCCCAUGCCGCCGUCCUGCGUCAGCUCAAGAACAUGACCAACGAAAGCGACAUCGAGGCCGUGUUCGUCAACCACUGCGUGGCCGUGCACGGUGCCAAGCACCAGGCCUACCCGGUCAUUGCCGGCUCCGGCACCAACGCCAGCGUCCUGCACUACUUUUGCAACGACGAGCCCUUGGCCGGGCGCCAGCUCGUGUGCCUGGACGCCGGCGCCGAGUGGGACCUCUAUGCAUCCGACGUGACGCGCACCUUCCCCAUCUCGGGCUCCUUUACGCCCAAGGCCGCCGCCAUUUACGCCGCCGUGCAGCGCAUGCAGGACGAGGUCUUUGCGCGCUUCAAGCCGGGCGCGCCGUUCGCCUACCUGCACCUGCAUGCCGCCUACGUGGCUGCGCAGGAGCUGCUCCGCCUCGGCAUUCUCAAGAACGGCUCCGCCACCGAGAUCCUGGCCAAGGGCACCAUAUCGGCCUUUUUCACGCACGGUCUGGGCCACCACGUCGGCCUCGAGGUGCACGACGUGCUCUCCUCUGACCUCAUGUCGCGGCCGCCCGCUGAUUCGAGCUCCGCGGCCAAGGCCAAGGCCAAGACCAAAUCCAACACUUUUGUCACAAGCACGCGCGACGUGCGCAGCCAGCUGGGCGGCACCAAGCGGCAGCCGGUGACGCCUGAGAUGUACAUGGCGCUCAUGAACGAGGCCGUUGCCGUGUCCAACGGCGACGUCUCGGCCUUUUUCGAGCAGCAGGACCGGCGGCGGCUGCUCGAGCCGGACCCGACGCAUGCCCAGUACAUCGACAAGGAUGUGCUGGAGACAUACUAUAGCGUCGGAGGUGUCCGCAUCGAGGACUGCCUGCUCGUGACAGAGGACGGCUACGAUAACCUGACGACGGCGCCCAAGGGCGAUGAUGCCCUGCGGCUCAUCAACCACAAAUAA